Messenger RNA from Limanda limanda (common dab), 1890 nucleotides. It is a transcript of the gene hadhb, whose product is annotated as hydroxyacyl-CoA dehydrogenase trifunctional multienzyme complex subunit beta. Gene Ontology annotation, biological process: fatty acid beta-oxidation. Bases 84 to 1505 code for a protein of 473 amino acids. The transcript has 16 exons. Lineage: Eukaryota; Metazoa; Chordata; Actinopteri; Pleuronectiformes; Pleuronectidae. Gene Ontology annotation, molecular function: acyltransferase activity, transferring groups other than amino-acyl groups. The record is from RefSeq and is a predicted model, not a curated record.
UGUAGUCCGGUAGUGCAGCAGUGUGGCUCUUCGUCUGACAGGAGGCAGCGUCGGCUAAAGGCUAAUCAAGAGAUCGGAACACAAUGGCCGCCAUGAUGCUGAACACGAUGCGCAGCUGCUCUCUCAGACCGGCCUGGGCCGUGAGGUUUGGUGUUCGAUCCCUCGGUACGACGACCCAGCUUCAUGCUCAAGUUCAGACAAAAAGCAAGAAGACACUUGCUCGCCCUGGUGUGAAGAACAUUGUCCUAGUGGAGGGAGUUCGAACCCCCUUCCUGUUGUCCGGUACCACAUACGCUGACCUCAUGCCCCAUGACUUGGCCAGAGCAGCUCUGCAGGGUCUCCUGGCCAAGACAGGUCUAUCCAAAGACGCUGUCGACUACAUCAUCUAUGGAACUGUGAUCCAGGAGGUCAAAACCAGCAAUGUAGCAAGAGAGGCGGCGCUCGGUGCCGGCUUCUCCGACAAGAUCCCGUCUCACACCGUCACCAUGGCGUGCAUCUCCUCCAACGUGGCAAUGACUACAGGUGUUGGUAUGAUUGCUGCAGGCCAGUGUGACUCGGUCGUAGCAGGGGGGGUGGAGUUCAUGUCUGAUGUUCCUAUUCGUCACAGCCGUAAGAUGAGGAAGACCAUGCUGUCCCUCAGCAGAGCGAAGACUCUCGGCCAGAGGCUCAGUCUGAUCGGAAGCAUCCGACUGGCUCACCUCUCACCAGAGCUUCCUGCUGUAGCCGAGUUCUCCACGGCUGAGACGAUGGGCCACAGUGCCGACCGUCUGGCGGCAGCGUUCGGCGUCACCAGACUGGAGCAGGAUGAGUUUGCACUGCGGUCACACACUUUGGCUAAGAAGGCCCAGGAUGAGGGUCUGCUGCAGGACGUGAUCUCCUUCAAAGUGCCAGGUCGUGACAUUGUUUCCAAGGACAACGGCAUCCGUCCAUCCUCCAUGGAGCAGCUGGGCAAGCUGAAGCCUGCUUUCAUUAAACCUCACGGCACAGUCACCGCUGCCAACUCUUCUUUCCUGACUGACGGAGCCUCUGCUGUGCUCAUCAUGUCUGAAGAGAAAGCUUUGGCUAUGGGUUACAAGCCUAAAGCCUACCUCAGAGACUUUGUCUACGUGUCCCAGGAUCCCAAAGAUCAGCUGCUUUUGGGGCCCGCGUACGGUACGCCUAAAGUCCUGGAACGCGCCGGCUUGUCCCUGAGUGACAUCGAUGUCUUCGAGUUCCACGAGGCUUUUGCAGGUCAGAUUAUGGCAAAUCUGAAGGCGAUGGACUCGGACUGGUUCGCCCAGACGUACAUGGGAAAGAAGUCGAAGGUGGGGACUCCACCCAUGGAGAAGUUCAACCUGUGGGGGGGCUCUCUGUCUCUGGGUCACCCGUUCGGCGCCACCGGCUGCAGGCUGGUCACCACCGUGGCCCACCGGCUGCAGAAGGAGGGGGGGCAGUACGGACUGGUGGCAGCUUGUGCUGCUGGAGGACUGGGUCAUGCCAUGGUGAUUGAGGCCUACCCCCAGUAAAGCACUUGAAGCGACACCUGUCAACCGAUCUUCACGUCCCUCGUGACGGCUACACACACACACACACUAACAUUCAGACUUUACAGUGUACAUACUAGCACCACAUUGCCUUGAUCUGGGAUGAGUCCGAUGCAGUAUGUGCGUGUGUGUGUAAUGACGCUUGUGUAAAUUAAAAACUUUGCUUAGAGGACGUUAAGUUAUAGCCGGAGGCGGCGGAGGGAUCUCGGGUUUUGUGGACUUCACGUCGGCGUCGCCACGGAGUCGAAUGUAACAUAGCAAAGUUUCAGAGGAACGACAGUGAUAAUGUUUAUAUAGGCUGUUAUAUUUUUUUUGUCAUACAAACUGUGGAGAUUAAAUCUUGUGAUGAUAACAACAACAACAACAA